AAACAAUAUAGGUUUUUGCCGGUUUUUCGAAACAGCACAUUUACUCUUCCAUCUACGAUGAGGCGGGUCUGCACUAUUGAGUUUUAACAAGUCCAGGCUUCACAUGAGCUUAAUGUUUGACUCUCAGAUUGCCGGUUAAGGGAAACCAUGAGAAAUACAUGCUGCUACGAAUUUUAAAGCAGUUGCAGCUAUGAACAAUAGCAACAUUUCAACACUAGGUGGUGUGCACGCCGUUACUCAGUGUACACUCGGGCUCAUCUCAAAAAGCUUUGCGACAAAGCUGGCUUUGACCAUCGUUUAUGUUCUUGUGUUCGUUGUUGCCCUCUCUGGAAACUGCGCCAUCAUUUUGAUAGCAAAGACAAAAAGACGCAUUCGAAAAGUUGCCUUCAAUUAUUUCAUCAUCUCCAUGGCAGUGGCUGACAUAAUGGAUGCUUUGGUUGCUGUACCAAUGACAGUCUUGAAUAUCUAUAUGUCCAACUACUGGUUUGAAGGAUUAAUUGGAGAUAUCACUUGUAAAUUUUUCAACUUUCUCUUCAACAUAUCACUAGUAGCCUCCAUUUUUACCCUUGUGGCUAUCUCAGCGGAUAGGUACUUGGCAAUUGUGCACGUCAUGAGGAAACCUCUCUCGAAAAAGAAGGUAAAACUGGGUGUGGUCUCAGUAUGGUUCCUUACAGCAAUCAUGUCGCUACCCUAUCUGAUCAAAUACAAAUUUCGUCCAUGGAAAAACGGGCAAUAUUUCUGUUAUGGCACCUGGAGCGACGAUUUCGGAAAAAAUUUAUAUUUUUAUAAGUAUGAGGUGACGGCAAGACUUCUGUUCUUCUACAUACUUCCUCUUUUUGUUAUCGCUGUCUUGUAUUCCUUCAUUAUCCAAGUCUUGAAGAAACGACAGGCCUUUGGGGAAAACAUGUCACAGCUUCGCAUUCAACAGCAGAACGUCACUGUAAUUAAGAUGUUGGUGACCGUCGUUCUUCUCUUUGCAUUUUCGUGGCUUCCAGCCCAUGUGGUGUCGAUAAUGUUCGCGUUCGCUCCAGAAAAGAUCAAAUGUUGGCCAAUUUCUCUCCUGUAUACACUUCUCGUGCCAGGACAUGCAAAUGGCGCCGUCAAUCCUUGUAUCUACCUCAUCUUCAACGAGAAUUAUCGGAAGGGACUCAGGCGACUCCUCGUCAGAUGUCAGAGAAAAGCGGGAGAUCGGAUUCCUACUUGGAAGAUAAAACAGUGGCCAACAUCAUCGACUCUCGAGCGGGAUCCAAGCCGAGGGGGCAUAAAGGGCGUAUUUCGUCAACUCUCUAAGGAAAAGAGCACUGAAACUGAUGAAGUAUUUGUAACGCGCCUAUAAAUCAAACACCGAAUGUAAGGCACAGCAUAAAAUUACUUUUGCAUCUCUUUAAGUUAUCUUUCUGUUCUUCGCCUUCAUUUUAUUUGCAAGUUUAGUGGAAUGAUUUAAACUAAUGUCAAGUAAGUUACGGUGACAAUUAUGAACGUGAAGUACUAUUAGUUACUUGGUUUAAAAGUUAUCUUUUUUGCUUGUGUUACGCUUGAAUGCUAUCUCUAAAUUUUUUACGACUCUAUAACUUCUGAUAGAGUGUAAAGUUUGAAAUGGACCUCCGUUCACAUAAACUUUACAAGCUCAGAGGCUCUUUUGAAAGUUUGAAGUGACUUGAAUAUAACGGUAUUUGAUAAUGACACUCCAUUGUAGAGAACAGUGAGUUAAGUAAAUGUACUAUAAAAGAUCAGGCGGAUAUGUUCUCUAACAGAGUAGAAGCAAAUAUUUUUAUAUUAAGCAUUAUAUCUCUUUUAAUUGGAAGGCAAAUAAUACGGGAAAAGAAUGCUUUCUUUGUGCCGGAUAGUUCUAAUCAGCUGUGCAUCAAAGUAAAGUAUAUUUCUGCUAAACGCUUUUGUUAAUAUGAUAAUGAUAACUAUUUGACCCAUGGAUUUGAAAAUAACAAGAAAGAUAUUGAGAAUAGCGAUCACGAUAAAGUUUAUGACGAUAACGACAACAAAGACGAAAAUGACAACGACGACGAUAGUGAUGAUGAUGAUGAUGAUGAUAUUAUAAAAAUUUGAUCGUUAUCAAGACAACGGUUAAGAUCCAAGCGCUAAUAUAGGCCAUAUUGAAAGUGAAGGUUAAAAUAAUUAUACUGAGCGAGCUAAAAGAUACGAAGGAAAGAAAUGAUUUUAAUUUUAGUAAUCAUGCAGACAUCUGUUGCAUACUUAAUAACAUUGUGGUAAAUGGAACAAGUUACCAGGAGGAUUCUAAGUCCAUCAGAAACUUGAUUUCAAUUGAAUGGUAAGCAUAUAAUUUGAGACAAAAUGUUUACGAAUAUAUCUAGUCGACGAAGCCUUCAUUUAGGCCUGAAAUAUCAAUAUGUAAUAUAUGUACGGGUAAAGCUCACCAAUCAAAGGACUCUUCCCAUGUGGAAAAGGGCUCGAGACUAUUUGGUGGUUGUCAGGUGGCCCCCUUAUGACUUUGGCAAACGGAUGACUGUAUAAUGAAGGCUGAGCAUAAUCCAUAGACGCUCGGGUUUUCUUGGAUACAUGAAACGCAGUUAAAUUUGCACAUCAAAACUAUUUGUCACUGUAGCUGUAGUAGGGCAGAAGAGCUAAGCGGAGCCUAUUAUACUCUGCUGUAUUAAUAGGUAUGAUAAAUUACAUGUGCUACGACAUAAUUAUGUAAAUAAAAUAUUCAAUUUUAUCCAGAUCAGCCAGCGAAAAAGUA
Molecule: messenger RNA, 2716 nt
Organism: Pocillopora verrucosa
Lineage: Eukaryota; Metazoa; Cnidaria; Anthozoa; Scleractinia; Pocilloporidae
Source: RefSeq, a predicted model, not a curated record